AUGGCAACCAAGGAAAACGGGAACAUAAAAACUCAUGCCUCUCUUCUGUGAAUUCUAAAACAACUUCUUCUACGGUCCCUCCCUUCCACCUUCAGUCGCUCAACCACAUACCAUGGCCGACGACGACGAAGGUUUCCGAAUUCCACCCCACAGGAAUGUUUAUGAUCUCAAUAGCAAGAUCAUGCUCACCGCAAUUAUAUCUUUAUCAGUAGUUGUUCUGCUUGUCAUAAUGCUUCACAUUUAUGCCAGGUGUGUCCUUAGACGCCAAGUGCGCCGCCGCCGUCAAGGCUUUCUAGGACGCAUUCGUAGCACAGGUCUAACCACGUCUGGUGAGCCACCCAAGACCGGGCUGGAUCCCAUGGUUAUCAACUCAUUGCCUAUAUUCGUGUUCAAACAAACAAGCGACAACGUCGGUUAUUAUCAUGAUGAAGAUGAUAUGUCAACAGAGUGCGCGGUUUGCUUAAGCACGUUGGAGGAUGAAGAGAUGGCCAGAUUUUUACCAAACUGUAAGCACACCUUCCAUGCUGAGUGCAUAGACAAAUGGUUGGCCUCGCAUUCCACAUGCCCAAUUUGUCGAAUGGAGGUAGAGCCACGGCUGCAACCGGAGCCUCGUGAAGGUCCGGCUAUAGCGAUUGUUGAUUCUGCUGCUGCUGAUGCUCCACCCGCAGCUCAAUCACAAUCAUUGGAAAGGGUGAAUUCCACGGGUCAUUAUAUGGAAGGGGCAUCAGAUGCUGGUAUCCAAUUAUCCUCAGCUAAGAUCAUCAAUUGCUCUAGCUCACGCUUGAGUUCUUUCCGCAGGAUGCUUACUAGAGAAAGAUCAAUGAGAAGAGGUCAAUCAUGUGAAGAGAAUGAAGAUGUUAUACAAGAUUUAGAAAGACAAUGAUAAAUUAUUGGUAAUACUUAGUCUUUAAUUGUUUUUCUUCUGCUUUCUAUAAGCAAUUAAUACUUGUACUUACAUUUUAUUUGUCUAUUUUUCUUUUUUAAAAUGUCUCAAAAUAUGUUUUUUUUCCUUUUUUUUUUUUA
Molecule: messenger RNA, 1023 nt
Organism: Theobroma umbraticum
Lineage: Eukaryota; Viridiplantae; Streptophyta; Magnoliopsida; Malvales; Malvaceae
Product: E3 ubiquitin-protein ligase ATL41-like
Biological process (GO): protein ubiquitination
Molecular function (GO): transferase activity
Source: RefSeq, a predicted model, not a curated record